Dendronephthya gigantea is the source of this 1822-nucleotide messenger RNA. RefSeq lists its product as uncharacterized. Gene Ontology annotation, molecular function: GTPase activator activity. Gene Ontology annotation, biological process: regulation of GTPase activity. Lineage: Eukaryota; Metazoa; Cnidaria; Anthozoa; Malacalcyonacea; Nephtheidae. The record is from RefSeq and is a predicted model, not a curated record. Bases 161 to 1633 code for a protein of 490 amino acids. The transcript is spliced from 2 exons.
AGUCAAACCACAGUAAAAUUUAUUCGAAAAACAGGAAGAUUAAUUUGGCAGGAAGUCAAUAUCGUCAUAUCUUCAAAUAGGCUCUUCGCAGAAGUUAUAAAGCCAUUCGUCGAAGCAAUGUGGUUGUGUUAUCUUAACACCGAUGAAUUAAUUCGUCGCAAUGAUGCAAUUCAUGAGAAAACCUGCUGAGUAUCAUAAGUCGAAGUAUACAUUCAUGGAAUCCAAGCCUAGAGCAGAAUCAGUCUCUGGUCCGACCAGCCCACGACGAAAGCUAUCUUCGCCGAGCAAAGAUGAGUCAUGGAGAAGUGACAUGUUGAAAGCAUUGCAGAACAGCGCUAAUCCGGAACCAAUUCGAAUUGCGUGCAUGAAAAGCAAUGUUAAUGGACCUGCUCAUUUUGGGGAGCUGUUUCAUGGUACUCUAACAAGAGAUGAAGUCACAGAGUUGCUAUCUGGGGGAAAUGGGCGAUAUCUUGUUCGAGAGAGCAAUAGUUCACCAGGAGAUCACAUACUGUCCUUCAGUACUGGUGGCAAUAUACUUCAUUAUAAGCUGUUCUAUGAUGCAGAAACAGCUAAAUAUCACACUGAGUCUGACGAGAAGACCUACAAUUCACUGACCGAACUGAUGGUCGAUAUCUUGAACAUGCUACGUGUCAUCCAUCAGUAUGGAAGUCAGAUAAACGGAUGUGGAAUCAGCGGAAAUGGAGUGGAAAAAACAACAAAAACAAAGCGUCCAUCGUUCACAAAGCCACAUAGUUUUCGUAUUCAUCAGUAUAUGCAUCCCAAAUGGUGUGAUAUCUGUCACGCAUUCAUGUGGGGUCUAAUGCAUCAGGGAAUGAAAUGUCAGGACUGUGGCUUAAAUGUUCACAAACAUUGCGUCAAAGAUGUUGAAACCAACUGCGGAACCUGUACAGUUGAAACCAGAAAUAGAUCAGAGUCAAAGACCAAACGUCGAGGCAGACUAUCUGUUGAUCAAGGCAAAUCUGACGAACUGUAUGCUCUACUUGCAAAACACAUUACAUGUGGCUAUCAACUGGAAUGUCUAAAAUAUUUGUCAAGUCUUAAGCAACCAGUGGCAAACUUUGACUUAGCUACCUUAAUGAACCCAUGUUACUGUGAUAACUGUUGCCACUUGAAGGAUUUGGACACUCCUCUAUGUAAAACUGGGUCGCCACCCCAGGCAUACUCGUUACCUCUGGGUUGGUGUCGAUUUUGUUUGAACACACCAAAGGGGAUGGCUGAGCCGGCGUCGUGGAAUGUUGCAUAUUAUUCAUUGUCUAAAGAAAUGCUGCCGAGUAUUCUCGAGAAAGGUUUGGGCAAUAAAGCAGAUUUUUUGGGCUCUGAUGGAAAGAUCUUUGUGAAGCUCACACCAUCAAUCAUUUGUGCAGACCUUGACUCUCCUGUUGUAGAAUAUCAGGACUCUGACUCAAAUGAACUCAAGGUAGCAAAGAUUGCUUUACAAGUAUAUGUUAAACCUGGGUCAUUUCAGACCAUGGGUAGAGCUGGGAUCUCAACGGAGGAAAUUGAUCCCUAUUUCAAAAGCACGGACAUAUACUGGGUUAUACGAGAUAAUAAUAGUAUAAUACCCUUCGGAAUUUUGAUUAAGAGGAUGAGAAUGACUUAUAGAAAGUCAUAAUGCUGACAAGUAGUAGCCUUACUACAUUUAACAACGAUAAACAAUCUGAACUAUAAAUUAACUAUAAACAACCAUAGACUGAUUAAUGGUAGUGAAUCAGAUGAAAUAAUUAUGUAUAUGUAUUUGUAUUGGUCUUGGUUGAUAUUGUAAGGAUGAUGAAUUAAUGUUGACUAAAUAAAUAACAUGAUU